Molecule: messenger RNA, 974 nt
Organism: Culex pipiens pallens (northern house mosquito)
Lineage: Eukaryota; Metazoa; Arthropoda; Insecta; Diptera; Culicidae
Exons: 2
Coding region: 67-492 (141 amino acids)
Source: RefSeq, a predicted model, not a curated record
UUGGGUUCCUAACGCUAUAUUGCCACAAGAGUCAGAUUUCAUGAGUUCUAUCACAGCAAAACAAAAAUGGACGACAAAAAGAUAUUUUGGCAAAAAAUGGCUUCGGUUUUAAAGUGCACGAUUCCUGAACACAUCAAAAAUGUGGUCGAGAGAACGGGGUUCGUCAACCCGGCUCUGGAGGAUCUCAACAGCGAUGGGCUAAAUCUGAUCGAGAUAAACAUCCGUACGCUUCCGGAAGCAACCAGGUUUCCAACGGACCCGCAAUUACAAAAGUAUCUGGAUUGUUAUACUCAGGACAUAAGGGAUUUCCGAUUGAUGGCCGGCGAGCGCGCUUUGCUCCUUAAAAUGGCGCAAGCAGUCAAGCGUAAGGGCUGGUCCUAUUUUACGCAAAGGCCGUCGGAAAAGCGAGUCGCCUGUUCCGAUCAGCUCAGUAGAACCAAAGACGAAGAAUCUUUGCGGCUUCGGAUUUUGGACUACUACAUGCAAAGGUAAGAAUAGAAAAAUUAUCCCACCAUUUUGUCAUUCGAUGACAAAUCGUUAAUAUCCGACAAAUUUAAAACCUCUCAGGAAUGUUUCGACAGGUAGAACAAUUUUAUUGUUAGCAAUUGAUUGCAUGCAAUUUCGGACUAUCCCCUUACAUAUCAAAUUCCCUUUAAUUAGUCUACUUUGGUAUUAAGUUACGAUGUGAUUUGUCUGGUUACGCUGAAAUCUAAUGACCCCGACGGAAGCCGAGCUGCUCGUCCAGCAGGAUGUUGUUUACCUCGACGUGGGCAAGGAGGCGGCGGUAGAUCAGCUUCUCAAACAGCUUGCCUAGGGAAGACACCAAGCUGAUGGGCCGAUAGCUGGUCGGGGUAGACGGAUACUUGCCGGGCUUGAGUAUUGGGACUACUUUAGCCCGCUUCCAGGCAGUCGGGAAGUAUCCCAGCUCCAGGCAGCGAUUGAAGAUGGUCACAAGAAUGGUUCACGCUUUUCCC